AUGUCUUCUCUCUUCUCCUCCAUCCUCUCCUACGCCGGCGCGUCGCUGCCCGUCGUAUUCUUGGCCGGUCUCCUCUGGGUGACCGCCACCGUGCUGGACUCCGACUCCUCGCACUCGACGCGCAAGCGGAGGGUGCCUGGUCUUCUCUUGGCGACGAGGCACCCCCUAGCCGACGACGAUGCUUACGCCUCGCUCGUUCUCGCCCUCGAGUCCUUUUCCUUGUCCACCCCCGAGAAGAAGGAAGUGUCCUACGCGAAGCCCGAUGAGGAAGACAAGACUAUCGAGCGACAGAUGGAAGUCAACGCGGGUGCUCUCGUCGAGACUCCAGCUGAGACGACCUUCUUCCAGCCUGAGCCUGCUCCCCUCGCGCUCGCUGCCGCUACCUCGCUGGCUGCCAAGUUAAAGUUCGACGGCUUCCGCUGCGGUUCUGAUCCACUCGCCGCCUUUUCCCGAGGCUUCCAGCUCGCUCAGCCUGACCCUCCUCUCCUCGUUCUGUCUACCCCUGCUCACUCAGAUGCCUUGGGCGAGAAGGAAAUGCAGGAUGCUCCCCCUGUUCCUGUCCCCUCUUCGCCGCCAGUCGAGCACAUGGUCUUGGAUGUGAAGGCUUCUCAAGCUGCUCCAAGCACCAAGUCAUCGACGACAAGUACUUCCCCCGGCAUUCUGCGCAAGGUCAGCCAGAUCACCAAGCAAUUUGUCAACCUCCAGAUUCAGUCGUCUCCCGCGCCUGUUGACUUUUCACCUCUGGUGGAAAAGAUGGCACGGUGGAGUCUGAAUGACAACCAACAGACAAGCAAGGCUCAGAUCACACAGCCUACUUCGUCCGUACGGCCUCGACAAAUUCAGCACCAGAUCAAGUCACAGCCAACUCCGACUCCGGCUCCACCUCCUCGGACGGCUUCCCAGACAGCUUCUCGACAAUCUCCUGCGGCGCCAUCGCUUUCUCCUUCCUCCUCUGGUCAACCCUCCUCGAUGCCGGCAAUAGCCAGCCCAGCCAAGACAGAGAAGAAGCAAAUCAUCAGUGCCCCAGCCCAGCCCCCGUCUUCGGCAACCCCCAAGCCUCUUCCCAAGAGUGCAGCUCCCGCGACCCCACAGCGCCCUGCUGGCCAGCUUUCCCUCCCAGCAAUCCGCCCCAAGUCCCUGUUCGCAGCCGCUCGCAAGCCUCUUCCCCAGGUUGCCCGUCCCAAGUCGACUGCCUCUUCCUCCUCUGGACAACCCUCUCCGGCGAAGGCAACAGCCAUCCCCGCAACAGCAGAGAAGAAGGAGCCGACCCAGACGGCCUCGAGCUCCCAGCCUCUUCCCCAGCCUGCAGUUCCCACGCAGGCUGCCACCUCGUCCUCCUCUGGUCAAUCCUCCGCACCGGCGCAAGCCAGCGCAGCCAAGACAGAGACGAAGAAGCUAGCCACCAUGGGCGCGGUCAACUCGUUGCUCGCAAACAUGCUGGAUAGUUAUGAGGCUGAAGAGACCGAAGCAAAAGCUGAGAAGCCCGCACCCAAGCCGGCGCCCAAGCCCGAGACCAAGCCCGAGCCCAAGCCCGAGGCGAAUCUCGACGAACUGUCCUUUGAGGAAAUCGAGAGCCAACUGGCCCUCGAGGAAAUGGAGUUGCUGAAAGAGGAGAAGGAAGUUCCCAAGUACAAGGGCAAAGACCGCAAGAUCGCGCCUCUGAAGAGGAAGUAG
This is a messenger RNA of Diaporthe citri, 1674 nucleotides long. RefSeq lists its product as uncharacterized. The record is from RefSeq and is a predicted model, not a curated record. The transcript is spliced from 4 exons. The coding region runs from base 1 to 1674 and encodes 557 amino acids. Lineage: Eukaryota; Fungi; Ascomycota; Sordariomycetes; Diaporthales; Diaporthaceae.